Tripterygium wilfordii is the source of this 1244-nucleotide messenger RNA. Its product is annotated as putative elongation of fatty acids protein DDB_G0272012. Gene Ontology annotation, molecular function: fatty acid elongase activity. Gene Ontology annotation, biological process: very long-chain fatty acid biosynthetic process; fatty acid elongation, monounsaturated fatty acid; fatty acid elongation, polyunsaturated fatty acid. The transcript has a single exon. Bases 164 to 979 code for a protein of 271 amino acids. NCBI's taxonomy places the organism in Eukaryota, Viridiplantae, Streptophyta, Magnoliopsida, Celastrales, Celastraceae. The record is from RefSeq and is a predicted model, not a curated record. Gene Ontology annotation, cellular component: endoplasmic reticulum membrane.
UUGACUGGUCUUAAUAACCCCCCCUUCUAGCUUACUCCUUAGUCCCCUUUAAAGUUUAAACCUAGCUCCCUGCUUUUCAACUAUCUAGAGUACCCCACUCUCACCACCACCCACCAGCAUUGCCGCCGUCCCACCACCACCACCUCCACCACCAUUUUAUACUAUGAACCCUAUUUUCUCUACACUUGAGUAUUGGCUAGUGAGCCACCCAAAAAUCCUCAACUUCACAUGGAGUCAAGGAGAAACCCUGGGUUCCUCUCUAAACUUCCUAACACUCACCAUCCUCUCCUACCUCACCCUCACUUUCCUUCUAUCUCACCACCACCACAUCCCCUCCAUUGGAUCCCACAUCCUCAAACCAAUCACAGCCGUCCACAACCUUACACUCCUCAUCUUCUCCCUCAUCAUGGCCCUUGGUUGCACUCUCUCAAUCUUCGCCCACACACCAAGCAUCCACCACUUCAUUUGCUUCCCCCCACAAACCCCUCCCAGUGGGCCCCUCUUCUUCUGGGCCUACAUCUUCUACCUCUCCAAGAUCCUAGAAUACAUCGACACCCUCCUUAUCAUCCUCAGCGAGUCCAUGAUGAGACGCCUCACGUUCCUCCACGUCUACCACCACGCCAUGGUUGUGAUCAUGUGUUACCUGUGGUUGCAUACUUCGCAGUCCAUGUUCCCUCUAAUGCUGGUGACGAAUGCGUCGGUACAUGUCAUCAUGUACACGUAUUACUUGUUGUGUGCACUCGGGGUGAGACCUAGGUGGAAGCGGUUGGUGACGGAUUGCCAGAUCCUGCAGUUCUUCUCCAGCUUUGGAAUAAUGAGUUUGAUUUUCUAUUACCAUUUUAGUGGUGGAUCUGUUGGCUGUUCUGGGAUGUGGGGUUGGUGCUUUAGUUCUGUUUUUAUUACUUCUCUUUUGGUUCUGUUUAUUGAUUUUUACUCUAAGAACUAUAGUAGUGGUGGUGCCAAGACUAAGGUGGCAUAGUUAGUACCAACGACGAGAGGUGGUUUGGUUGGCAAUCGAUUGAGUUAGGCAUAUGUGUGUUCAAGAUUCGAUUCCAACCGCAAACAUAUUUCUCUACGAUAUUUAAAAAAAGGUGGCAUAGUUAGUUAAUUCAUUAGGGUUUUAAAUUAAAUCAUUUAGUCUUGUUUAAAUUUUUUGUGUUUAUUUUUUAAAAAAAUGUAUCAGUAAUUGAUUCAAUGGAUUGUUGGUAAUAAUUUGGCAUGUUCUUAUUUAAUUUUGUCUUGUU